This is a messenger RNA of Leptosia nina, 2073 nucleotides long. The record is from the annotation of a GenBank genome assembly. Lineage: Eukaryota; Metazoa; Arthropoda; Insecta; Lepidoptera; Pieridae.
AUGCUUCUACUGCUCUACACGUUCGCUGCGAUCGCGAACAUCGUUGCUAAAUCGCACAAUUUUAACAUCGACAACGAUGUGAACCCAUAUUUGAGGGUCAAACGAGCCAAUGAUCACUUUAGUGAUGUCCCAGUGAACUAUAACGACGGUAGCCGCGAAUGGAAUCCGGAAUUCCAACCCGAUCUAAUAAGUGAUGUGAACGUCAACGACUCAAUUGACCCGUCAAAUGACGAGGCGGUCGAAUUGAACGAUGAUAUAACAACUGUUAUAUCCGCUGAAGAAGAAAGUCUGGACUAUGAAAACGGGGGACGUUUCGUUAUCACACCAUCUCGGCGUGUCAACUUAUAUCCCAAUAAGAGACCGGAAAAAAUACCCCCCACUAUAAAUAAGGGAAAGAACAAAACGCAAGCUUAUUACCCCCUCAGCCAUACAUAUAUCCCAGGAUAUAAUCAGCCAGAUGACGUUUUCAAUUUUGAAAAAGGACCUGUCCAAGCUGACGUUAAGAAUAAAACAGUCGCGGCAAAGGAUAAUAAACGCAAUAAGGAACGAACAGGUAAUGAAAGUGAGACAGACGAUGCUGCAACAGAAGACGGUGAUGUUAAAAGGAAGCGCGUUCAGAGGAGUUACUACUUGCCGGUACAGAGAAGACCAGGUAAGCCCCAAGAAUACUAUCCGCUGAGCCACACAUACAUCCCGGGACAGAACGAGCAAGACGACGUAUUCGAUUUCGAACUGGGUACCGUGAUACCGUAUGCAAACAAAACCGGAAAUGGACAUAAUAGCACUAAUGGAACGGAAGGUAAUCUAAGUAACAAAAAUGACAAGCCAGGCGGACCUAAGCAUACCAUGCAUAAAAACAAUGUUACUACGAAGAAACCUCCUACCAGCACCGAAGCGGAUUCUGGUUUUUGGGGCGGUUGGUUCGGUGGUGGUAAGACGACAACCAACCGGCCAAACGUUAUCAAACAUCAGACUUCACCCAAGCCUACAAAGCAUAAAGAAUUAGACGAAUCGCUCGACUACGAAAACGGCGGUGGGUAUGUAUCCUAUACUUCCCCUAAAAACAGACAUCCUAGUCUUCAACAACAACGCAGUUACUACCAGCCCAUCUACGAAAACGAGGGCAACGGCCGCAAAAAAAUAGCGGGCUACUAUCCAUUGAGCCACACUUAUAUACCCGGCACAAACCAACAAGAAGACGUCUGGAAGUAUGAAGGUGGACCAGUCUAUCCGUACCCAAGUGGACAAGAGGCUCACGCGACACCUAACAAAAAUAGAGGCCACAAAGUAGUCUACGUUGAAACUGAAGAGCAAGCAACGACCGUACACCAUAGCAAAAAUAAAGGUAAAGGCGACAAAGACGAAGGUCUCCUCACCAAAUACCUUGUCAACCCGAUAAAAAAACUCUUUGGUUAUAGAAAAAAGCGGAGCAUAGACAACGCCAAUCGUGACGCCAUAGUGGUCCGUAAGAGGAACGGCGUCACCGAAUUUCUCAAUAACAUGGUGCAAAAGGUCUACAAUUACACCCUGCACGACCAGGUGGUGGUGAUUGACGAGAAGAACGUGCUGAGUAAUCGCGGCAACUCUGUUUCAGAUGCGUACGGACAGUACAAAUACGACAACGGACAGUACCACAGCGGGUACAACGUACCAGACUACAACGGCGGAGCAUAUCCGAACAAUUAUCAAAACAAUGCGUACCCGAGUUACCAAAACCGGUAUCCCGACAACCAAAACGGAUACACGAACAACCGAUACGGAUACACGAACAACCAAUACGGAUACCAGGAUCCGUACAACCGAAACGGAUAUCAAAGUAACGCGAAUGAGAUUAACAGUGUUGCAAUCACUGAAAGCCCUUAUAAUAAUCAGUACUCUCUUUCCCAGGACGCUACUAAUGCCGAAGCGGAGAAGGGAACGAACGAUGUGAGCGAUGAUGACUUGAAUGGUGAGAAUGAAACGAACGAGAGCGGCGCGCAGAAGAUCGUCAAGGAGACGUGCUUCCUUUGCAGCUCCAUGGGCUGUCCGAAAGACCAUAGACGAAGGGGUUUUGUGUGCGUUCGAAUAAGAUAA